GCGGACAACCUCGAAGGUGACAUUAUGCUCAGCAUCAACAACUCGUCCAAGAGACAGCUUCCAGAUUUCGGUACUGGCAGGUGCCAGAGUGUCCUUACCAACGCCGGCCCCACGCUGCUGCUACCUGCAAAGGGCGGCAUCGAGGUCUACUUGGACAACUCAGUGUUCAGGAGUGCGAAGUGCUAUUCGACUUCUUCACAGCAAAAGGCUGCGGAAUCACUUCGGAGCUACUUGCCGAAGAGCGCUUAA
Messenger RNA from Symbiodinium pilosum, 249 nucleotides. Lineage: Eukaryota; Dinophyceae; Suessiales; Symbiodiniaceae. The record is from the annotation of a GenBank genome assembly.